GUGGGUUUUAUUGGAACGUUUUGGCACACUGGCCCUUUAAGAACAUUCAGGAUCUUGAUCUGGCCCAAAAUGGUUCUGAUUUUGACCCAGAGUGGUUUGACUUCCUCAUCAGCAGUGAAGAAAGUGCAGGUUUAGGCCCGCCCCAUGGUGCAGCGGACUCUGACCCACUCGCUGUAAGUCCAGGAUGUUUGUGCAGAGACAGCCCGUCGGCAGCCUCUUUGUCUCCUCGUACAAUGACAGACGGUCCAGAGCGGCGCUUUGAGGAACUGCAGAAACUUGUAUGACCGAUCUCUAGACGGAUCUGGCUGAAGCAUGGCGCUGCAGGUGCAUCUCCUGGCCUGCGCCUUUGGCCUGGGCUCCUGGGUGGCGGUGAACGGCCUGUGGGUGGAGCUUCCCCUCAUCGUCAACGCUCUGCCUGAAGGCUGGGAGCUCCCCUCGUACCUCACGGUCAUCAUCCAGCUGGCCAACCUGGGCCCCCUGCUGGUCACCCUCAUGCACAAACUGCGUCCCGGUCGUCUCAAUGAGCGUGCCGUCAUCUACUCCAUCCUCUCCAUCGGCAUCGCCUCCUGCAUCCUGCUCGUCUUCUUCUGGGACAAAACAACAGUUGUGGCGGGGGCGUCACACAGCACCGCCUUCUUCAUUAUCACCUUCUUCCUCUCUCUGGUGGACUGCACAUCUUCAGUGACCUUCCUACCUUUUAUGAUGCAGCUUCCAGCUAAAUACUUCACCACCUUCUUCAUUGGAGAAGGGUUGAGUGGCUUCAUCCCCGGUGUCAUUGCUUUGGCGCAAGGUGUCGGCAUGGCCAAGUGCGUCAACAGCUCCCACACGUCAGGAAACCACUCAGACGAGGUAGUGUGGUCAUCGCAAACACAGUAUCUUCCUCCAAACUUCUCCACAGAGGUGUUCUUCUCCUUCCUGGCGGCCAUGAUGUGCAUUAGCUUGGCUGCGUUCGUCGGGCUGAACAGGCUGCCUCGGACAUACGAGCUGUCUACGGAAAACCUUGUGCCGGACACGGUGGGUUCAGUCAGCUCUGGGCUGGACAACCCAGCAGUAGAAACUGAUGGCAAGAAAAGUGAGCAGGAAGGAGAAGAGAAGAGCAAACCUCUGCUGGCUGAACCACAAUACUCCAUUUCCAAGCUGGUCUUCAUGUACCUCCUUGUGUUUUGGAUCAACGCUCUGACUAAUGGACUGCUGCCAUCAGUCCAGACAUACUCCUGCAUGCCGUAUGGGAAUCUUGCCUAUCAUCUGUCUGCAGCUUUGGCCUCAGUGGCCAACCCAGUGGCCUGCACUAUUGCAAUGUUCUUCCAGAACAGGUCUCUGAUGUUUCUUUGCGUCCUGACCGUGUUGGGUUCAGGCUUCGGCGGCUACAACAUGGCCAUGGCAGCUCUCAGUCCCUGUCCUUUGCUGCGUGGGUCUGCGCUGGGAGAGGCGAUCAUUGUGCUCUCUUGGCUCUUGUUCACUGGGACGCUGUCUUACGUUAAGGUGAUGGUGGGAGUCAUCCUGAGAGAUCGCAGCCACAGCGCCCUCGUGUGGUGUGGAGCUGCAGCACAGAUGGGCUCGCUGGUCGGCUCGGUCACCAUGUUCCCGCUGGUUAACGUUUACCAGCUCUUCAAGUCGGGAGACUUCUGCAACACUGUCUGUCCGUUAUGACAGUCAGCCUGAAAGUCUCAAGACUCUCAAGCACAGAAACAGAUCUGCGCUUCAGGAAGUUUGUGUAUUUAAUUACUUUGAAGCAGCGAAAUGCCAAAAUACUUGACAGUGUUAAGGCCAGGCUAAGAAAAAAUAAAAAUAAAAGGUAACACUUUAUUUGAAGGCGUGUGCAUAAACAUAACACUUGUUAUGAACAUGAAGGAGUCCUCAUUCUUUUUGUAAAUAAUGACACUUUUAAUACAAAGCUGCAUUAAAAGUGUCAUUAUUUACCUAAUUACACUUUACGAAGCCUCCUUCAUGUUCAUAACAGGUGUUAUAUCAUGUUUAUUACAGUGUCAUGUCAGUUUUGUGCACACCAAUUCAAAUAAACUGUUACAGAAUAAAAAAAAAUUAAAUUACAAAAAAAUGGCAUGAAAUUACAAAAAUGGUAGAAUGAAGUUGUGUGAGAAUAAAGUCAAAAUAUUAGCAAAAUAAAAUUGUAGAAGUAAUAUGAGAAUAAAGUCACAGAAUCACAUGAAUAAAGUAAUAUUACAAGAAUAAAGUCAAAAUAAUACGUAGAUAAAGUUGUAAUGUUAUGUCAUAAUAUUUUGAGAAAAAAGUCGUAAAAUGACUAAAAUAAGGUUUUAUUAAACAUAUUAGCAUGAGGCUGUUAUAAUAAUCUUAUUCUGAUGUCUUAUUCAGUAUAUUCAUUUUUGUAAAACCAAUUAUCAAAUUAUAAUUUCCCAACACACCACAGUGGUAAGAGAGCUUCUAUGUGUCAGACUUUAUUCUAAUAAUAAUGUCACUUUUUUAUUGUAUUAUUUUUACUUCAUUCUCAUGAUUUUAUUUUAUUAUCCAUUCUUAAACUUGGCUCUAUUACUCAGUCUCUAAAAGCUCCAUGACUUCUUGUGCAACCAUUAUAGACUAUUUUAUUAUUACUAUUUUUAAAAACACAGCCUUCAGUAGGUGAUAAUCUAAAACCUAAGAACCGUCUGCCAUCAGGUCACAGGACUAAAAUCCUGAUUGUUACCGACAAUUUUCACUCUGCUAAGUUUUUAUAAAUGUUUACUAUUAUAUUCUGUGCAUGCAACAACAUGCAGAGAAAAUGCAUAACCUUUAAAGUGAAUAUCUACUGAAUGGAAGAAUCCUGCAUUGUACUUUUCUGGCCAGCAGAUGUCACAAACACACUUUUAAAACACGAACGCACUCAUCAGUGAAACGCAUCGAUUCCUGUUUAACCUCCACCUGUAACCUCAACAUUUUAAUGCACUUUGCAAUCUAAUAAAUUAUUCUUCUUUACAUCUAAAUCAGCAUUUCAGGUGAAAUUGUAUUCUUUUGGAUUAUUGCUCCUAAUUUUGCUUUUAAUCUCAAUCGCCACCUUCAUUUACUGUGUGGUAGCCAGACUAUAAAAGUUUCUUCAAGGUUGAAUUAUGUUAAAGUUAGAACCUCGAUUUUAAUCUCGAUUAAAAGUUAUGAGCUGCAAUAAAGAUAAAAAAUAUGCUUAAUUUUAUUUAAUAUCUCAUUUAAAAUGCAGCUUUGAUAAUUUUAAAUGGUUUUCAGCUCUGGGAAUGAUUUUACAGCAGAAUAAUUUCAGUAACUUAAUACAAUAUUAAAAAGCUAAAUGAGAAUAAUGGGUGAAUAAACAUACAUUUCGGAUAUAUUUAAAGAACAAUUACAUAUCAUCUGACCUUAUUUAAGAUUUUAGGGCAAAACAUUCAAAUUUUUAAAUGAAAUAAAGGUUUUGUUUAGACUGUGGAGAAACCCAGUUAAUUAUAAACACUAAAUAUUCAACUAAAUUCAAAUUGAAAGAUACUUUAUUGACCCUAAAGUGAAUAUUGUUGUAAUUUUAUAUUUCAAAUAAUUUAGAAAUGCUUUGAAAAAUCUCCAAAUAAACAUGUGUCCGCUGUACAGUGAUGCUAACUGCAUUAAAAUAAAAUAUAUGACUUUAUCAUCUAAAACAUCUGUGUAUUAAUUUUGUGGUUGUUAUAAAAUAAAAAUAAAACUUGUUUUACAGCAACACCUCUCUUUCACAGACCUCUGCUUCUAACAUUAAAUAAUCAGCCUGAAAAUGUACAAUGUUAUAUCGGAUUGAAAACUGGCCACCAAAUUAUACUCCUCGAAAUGCUGGCAGCGGCAUUUUGAGGAGAACCACGAGGAUCAGAGGGUGGUUUCCCCUCAGCAGCUGUUCUCCAUCCUGACCCUUCAGACUGAGAGUUAGAGAUUCCCCGGCCGACGUCUGUGGGGUGGGGGAGGAGUCUAAUUACUGACACUCAGCGGGGGCCGAUGGCUGUUGCUCCUGCCGGCGGUCACUUGGGAGCUUUUUUGACCCCAACACGGAGUAAAAACAAAAAGAUAAGGAAGGCCACAAUUAGCCCUACGCAGCCUGCGGGGCUCGGGAUCAGUGGAGGAGAAGCGCAGAUGGGACUUUCUCACUUGGAUUUGCUGAAUCCACAUUGCAGUGCGUGUAAACCGAGCAGAAAUCACUGCACACGGCCGCAGAUGCGAGUUCGCAGGAUGGAGUCUUACAAAAUCUUAAAGGCAACCCAGUGUGUCUACAUGGUCAACACAAAACAAGCUCAUUACGCCACCCAACUCAACGUUUACACUCACACAUGAAAAUGGCUGCAAACAGAUGCGCAAAU
Molecule: messenger RNA, 4271 nt
Organism: Gambusia affinis (western mosquitofish)
Lineage: Eukaryota; Metazoa; Chordata; Actinopteri; Cyprinodontiformes; Poeciliidae
Gene: slc52a3-1
Product: solute carrier family 52 member 3
Exons: 4
Coding region: 313-1650 (445 amino acids)
Biological process (GO): riboflavin transport
Cellular component (GO): plasma membrane
Molecular function (GO): riboflavin transmembrane transporter activity
Source: RefSeq, a predicted model, not a curated record